AUGCCCCCGUACCCAGAAAUACAGCCCAAAGUCUCUGCGUCCUGCCAAACACCCUCCAACUUGCCGUCCAACGGGAACGGGAACUCGAAAUCUUUUGGUUUGAGCGCCUUGAAGACGUCUGCCUUCUUGUCCGUAUACAUUGGACACGAGUUCAGCGCCAACAACCCGUUGUGGAAGUCCUUGUUGAGGAUGUGCGACUCAAUCAGCGUCUUCCAGCACUCGAACUCGGUCGGCAGACACUCAACGGCUCUUUGCGCGGACGGAAGAGCAAGGUCAGCACGGUUCUGGCCGUUCAACCGCAGCAGCGCGUCGACCAGGUUGUUGUUCAUGAUGGUUGGCUGGUUGAUGGUGCUAGAACAGCCGCACAUCACACCUUUGGGGAUCAGCGACACCAGGGCCACAAUGGCCUCGGAGGCGUCCUUCUUGGUCUCAAACAAGUUGAACUUGCACAUGCCGGGCAACUGGCGCUCGAUGUCGUCGGAAAACAGUAAAGAUCUCACAAUGCUCGAGACAUAUGUCUCCAACCACACGUUUGAGGAUCCGUCCGGAAUUUCGUAUUUUUUCAUGGUUCUGGUGGGCAGAAACUCCGCAAGCGGCACGCCCGUGUCCGGGAACACUCUCUGA
Ogataea philodendri is the source of this 624-nucleotide messenger RNA. RefSeq lists its product as uncharacterized. The transcript has 2 exons. Lineage: Eukaryota; Fungi; Ascomycota; Pichiomycetes; Pichiales; Pichiaceae. The coding region runs from base 1 to 624 and encodes 207 amino acids. The record is from RefSeq and is a predicted model, not a curated record.